Elgaria multicarinata webbii is the source of this 8134-nucleotide messenger RNA. It is a transcript of the gene NCOR1, whose product is annotated as nuclear receptor corepressor 1. The transcript has 48 exons. Gene Ontology annotation, cellular component: chromatin. Bases 154 to 7836 code for a protein of 2560 amino acids. Gene Ontology annotation, biological process: negative regulation of transcription by RNA polymerase II. The record is from RefSeq and is a predicted model, not a curated record. Gene Ontology annotation, molecular function: transcription corepressor activity; nuclear thyroid hormone receptor binding. Lineage: Eukaryota; Metazoa; Chordata; Lepidosauria; Squamata; Anguidae.
GGGAGGGGGGCCAAGAUGGCGGCGUUGGCGGAGGCGGAGGAGCUGCUGCUGCCGCUCUGGCCCCGGCUGAGGCGGAUGAGGUGGUUUCCUAGCAUCUCGAUGGCUCCCCGGUCUUGAUCUCGCAUCCCUGCUGAGACGUCUCCUCCUCCGAGGAUGUCCAGCUCGGGCUACCCUCCGAACCAAGGAGCCUUCAGCACAGAGCAGAGCCGGUACCCGACCCACUCGGUGCAGUAUACGUUCUCCAGUGGCCGGCACCAGCAGGAGUUUGCUGUUCCCGACUUCCGCACUUCUCACCUGGAGACGACUCAGAUCCUCCAGCAGCAGCAGCAACUCCGGCGGCGGCCCUCUUUGCUGUCUGAGUUUCACCCUGGCUCGGAUCGGCCUCAGGAGAGGAGGUCCGGAUACGAGUCGCAGUUCCACUCCGGCCCGUCACAAGCUGAUCAUGACUCGCUCGAUUCCAAGAGGCCGCGCCUGGACCAGGUCUCAGACUCCCAUUACCAGCGGGUCAGUGCCGCCUCGGUCCUGCCGCUGUCCCACCAGCUGCAGGAAGGGCUGCGUUCGUCGGACUUAAAGAAGGAGCCGGGCUUCGGAGGCAAGCAUGACGGGCCGCCGUCCCCCUUGCCAGGCCAGGCGUGCGGGGAGGACCAGAACGCGUCCCCGUCCAAGCUGUCGAAGGAGGAGCUCAUCCAGAGCAUGGACCGGGUGGACCGGGAGAUUGCCAAAGUGGAGCAGCAGAUCCUCAAGCUGAAGAAGAAGCAGCAACAGCUCGAAGAAGAAGCUGCCAAACCCCCGGAGCCCGAGCGGCCGGUCUCCCCUCCUCCGGUGGAGCAGAAGCAUCGCAGCAUCGUCCAGAUCAUCUACGACGAGAACCGGAAAAAAGCAGAAGAAGCCCAUAAGAUCUUUGAAGGCCUUGGUCCCAAAGUUGAACUGCCACUUUACAACCAGCCGUCGGACACGAAGGUGUACCAUGAAAACAUCAAAACGAACCAAGUCAUGAGGAAAAAGCUGAUCUUGUUCUUUAAGAGGAGAAAUCACGCGAGGAAACAAAGGGAGCAGAAGAUCUGCCAGCGUUACGAUCAGCUGAUGGAAGCCUGGGAGAAGAAAGUCGACCGGAUUGAGAAUAACCCCCGGCGCAAAGCCAAGGAGAGCAAGACCCGCGAGUAUUACGAGAAGCAGUUCCCCGAGAUCCGGAAACAGCGGGAGCAGCAGGAGCGUUUCCAAAGGAGAUCUCCAUUGCAAACUUCGGAGAAGUGUGGCCAAAAGGUCGGUCAGAGAGGGGCCGGACUUUCGGCCACCAUUGCUCGGAGUGAGCAUGAAAUUUCGGAAAUAAUUGACGGCCUGUCGGAGCAGGAGAACAACGAGAAGCAAAUGCGCCAGCUCUCGGUCAUUCCCCCCAUGAUGUUCGACGCAGAACAACGUCGUGUGAAGUUCAUCAACAUGAACGGGCUGAUGGAGGACCCCAUGAAGGUGCACAAGGACAGGCAGUUCAUGAACGUCUGGACUGACCACGAGAAGGAGAUCUUUAAAGAAAAGUUUGUCCAGCACCCUAAGAACUUUGGCCUAAUUGCUUCCUACUUGGAAAGAAAGAAUGUUCCGGACUGUGUCUUGUAUUACUAUUUGACCAAGAAAAACGAAAACUACAAGGCCCUUGUGCGACGGAACUACAGCAAGCGGCGAGGAAGGAACCAGGUGCGUUGCGUUGAGUGUUACGACCCGCUGGUUUUCUCACGACUGAAAAAGCAACAACUCACACGUCCCUCACAAGAAGAAAAAGUCGAAGAAAAAAUAGAGGAGGAGAAAGCGGAGAAAACCGAGAAGAAGGAGGAGGAAAAAAGAGAUGAAGAGGAAAAAGACGAAAAGGAAGAAUCCAAGGAGAAUAUCAAAGAGAAAGACAAGGUCGAGGCUGUCCCUGAAGAGCCGGAGGAACGGGAGCAAGCAGCUCCGCGGGGCCGGAAGACCGCCAACAGCCAAGGUCGGCGGAAGGGCCGGAUCACCCGGUCGAUGACGAACGAAGCGGCCGCCGCCAACGCCGCCAACGCCACCACUGAGGAACCGCCGCCACCGCUGCCUCCCCCACCAGAACCUUCCUCAGCAGAGCCGGUGGAGACUUCCCGCUGGACGGAAGAAGAAAUGGAAGUUGCAAAAAAAGGGCUGGUGGAGCACGGCCGCAACUGGGCGGCCAUCGCCAAGAUGGUGGGGACGAAGAGCGAAGCCCAGUGCAAAAACUUCUACUUCAACUAUAAAAGGAGGCACAAUCUCGACAGCCUCCUCCAGCAAUACAAGCAAAAAUCUUCUCGAAGGCCCCGUGAGGAGCGCGAAGUCUCCCAGUGUGAAAGCGUGGCCUCCACGGUCUCGGCACAGGAGGACGAGGACAUCGAAGCCUCCAACGAAGAAGAGAACCCGGAAGACAGUGAAGGUGCCGAAAAUAGCUCGGACACCGAGAGCGCCCCGUCGCCUUCUCCGGCGGAGGCCGCCAAGCCCUCGGAAGACGCCCCUCCCGAGAACGGCUCUUCCAGGAUCGCCGCCGCCGAGUCGGAGGUUGAGCAGGAACCGGCUGUGACGUCGGCCCCUGCCGGGUCCCCUCCCUCGGUGAACCAGGGCGCGAAGUCGGAACCCGAGAGCACCGGCCUGCAGGUGAAGGAGGAGGCGACCGCUGAGGCGGAGGAGCCGAUGGAGGCGGAGAGCCGCGGCCAGCUGGCUGACACCAAGCCCGUCCUCAAUCUCCCCGCGCACCCCAAACCGGAGCCCGAGGACCCCGAUACGAGGGUCCCGGAGGACAUUCAGGUCAAGACGGAAAACGACACCAAAGAGAGGGACGAGGGCCUCCUGAAGGAGAAGCUGGAGCCCCCUGAGGCGAUGGACUUUAGCCUGGCCCCGCCGGUGGGCCCUCAGAGGACGGACCCCAACUCGGACAACGAUUCCAGCGCCACCUGCAGUGCCGACGAGGACGUCGAUGGAGAGCCCGAGAGGCCGAGGAUCUUUACGAUAGACUCCAAGCCUUCCCUGCUGAAUCCCACGGGGCCGCUGCUCAUCUCCUCCGCGAUCAAGCAAGGGCCGCUUGACCUUCAGCAGCUGCAGCAUCGGGCGGCAGUGAUACCUCCCAUGGUCUCCUCGACGCUGCCCGGGCUGCCCCAGGGCAUCCCCAUGAGUGGCUACGCGCUCUUCCAGCAGCACAUCAAGGCCAUGCACAAGUCCGCCGUGCUCGAGGAGCAGCAGCAGCAGCAGCUGCAGCGGCAGCGGCAGGAGCAGAUGGAGGUGGACUGCCGGCGGUCGGCCAGCCCCUGCGGCCCAGCGAAGAGCCCCAGCGUCGACUGGGACGGGAAGUCCGCGGCCUACAUGCCUUAUGCUGAAGUGAAGCGUGCCAUGGAGCAGGAAGCGCAGAUGCAGAACGCCGUGGUGAGGUCGUCCUCGCCCUAUCGCUUGUCUCCGAGGGAGGUCAGCAAAGCCUCCCCACAGCCAGACAUGAAUCCUGCCCGCUAUAGCGUCCCACCAGUCCUCCAACCUGCUCCACAUCAGGUCAUCACCAAUCUCUCCGAAGGGGUCCGGCCCCCGACCACGCGGCCCACCAGACCGCCGCCCCCACUGAUCCCAUCCUCCAAAACGGUGGUGCCCUCGGAGAAGCCCUCCUUCAUCAUGGGAGGUUCCAUCUCUCAAGGAACGCCCGGCACGUACCUGACGUCCCACAGUCAAAGUUCUUACGGUCAGGAGCCUGCAAAGCCGUGUUCAGGUUCCAUCUCUCUCGGACUGCCGAGGCCGCAGGAGUCGACCAAAUCAGCUUCCAUGCCCUAUAUCAAGCAAGAGGAAUUUUCUCCCCGGAGUCAAAACUCUCAGCCUGAAGGCCUGCUGGUCCGAGCCCAGCAUGAGGGAGUGGUCCGAGGUACGACCACCAUCCAAGACGGAAGCAUUACACGAGGGACUCCAGGCAGCAAAGUUUCCGUGGAGGCCCUGCCGGCCCUGCGAGGCUCCAUCACUCAGGGGACGCCGGCCCUGUCUCAGUCCGGGAUCGCAGCCGACGUGCUGCUCAAGGGAACCAUCACCCGGCUGGCCACGGAGGACAGCAGCCCGGAAAAGUGUCGGGAGGAGUCCGGAGCGUCCAAAGGCCACGUCAUUUACGAGGGAAAGAGCGGGCACAUCAUAACCUACGAUGCCAUUAAGAACGUCCGGGAAGGAACCCGAAGCCCACGGACGGCUCACGAAAUGAGCCUCAAGAGGACCUACGACGCCAUGGAAGGAAAUAUCAAGCAAGGGUUGUCGAUGAGAGAAUCUCCCGUCUCCACACCAUUAGAAGGGUUAAUCUGCCGUGCCCUGCCUCGGGGUAGCCCCCACCCGGACCUGAAAGAAAGGACAGUGCUGUCGGGCUCCAUAAUGCAAGGCACUCCGAGACCCACAGCGGAGAGCUACGAGGAGGGCCUGAAAUACCCAAAGAUCAAGCGGGAGUCUCCCCCGACGCGGGCCUUCGAAGGCGCCAUCACCAAGGGGAAACCAUACGACGGGGUCACCACCAUCAAAGAAAUGGGCCGCUCCAUCCACGAGAUUCCCAGGCAGGACUUGCUGAGCCAAGAAAGCCGUAAGACCCCGGAAAUAGUUCAGAGCGCCCGGCCCAUCAUCGAGGGCUCUAUCUCUCAGGGUACCCCCAUCAAAUACGAGAGCAGCUCCGGCCAGUCGGCCAUCAAACACAACGUCAAGUCCCUGAUCACCGGCCCGAGCAAACUGCCGCGCGGGAUGUCGCCGAUGGAGAUGGUGGUGGAGAACGUGAAGGCGGCGGAGCGAGGGAAGUAUGAGGACCCCAAGGCCGGCGAGGUCCGCUCCCGCCACACCUCGGUGGUCAGCUCCGGGCCCUCGGUCCUCCGCUCCACCCUCCACGAGGCGCCCAAGUCCCAAGUGAGCCCCGGGAUCUACGAGGACGCCAACGCCCGGAGGACGCCCGUCAGCUACCAAAGCCUAUCCCGGAGUUCUCCCAUGAUGAACAGAGUGACGGAAGCCAGCAUGACUCCGAGCAAGGCCGCCACCCACGAGAGGAAAUCCACCCUCACGCCGACCCAGAGGGAGAGCGUCCCGGCCAAAUCUCCGGUCCCCGGAGUAGACCCGGUUGUCUCCCACAGCCCCUACGACCCCCACCACCGGGGCGGGACGCCAGAGGUCUACCGGAGCCACCUCCCGUCACACCUGGACCCGGCCAUGCAGUUCCACCGGGCUUUGGACCCCACCACCGCCUACAUGUUCCAGCGUCAGCUCUCGCCGACGCCCGGCUACCCGAGCCAAUACCAGCUCUACGCCAUGGAGAACACGCGGCAGACCAUCCUCAACGACUACAUCACCUCCCAGCAGAUGCAGGUCAACCUGCGCCCCGACCUCGCCAGGGGGCUCUCGCCCCGGGAGCAGACGCUCGCCCUUCCCUACGGAGGAGCCAGAGGAAUAAUUGACCUGAACAGCAUGCCGCCUGCCAUCUUGGUGCCUCAUCCAGGAGGACCCAGCACCCCGCCGAUGGAGAGAAUCACGUACAUCCCCGGAACCCAGCUUGCGUUCCCAACCAGGCCAUACAACCCGCCCUCCAUGUCGCCAGGGCAUCCUUCCCACCUGGCGGCCUCAGCGGUCGCAAACGCAGAGAGGGAACGGGAGCGCGAGAGAGAGAAAGAGCGGGAGCGAGAACGGGAGCGAGAACGAGAACGGGAGCGGGAGAGGGAGCGGAUCGCCGCUGUGCCCGCCGACCUCUACCUUCGUCCAGGCGCUGAGCAGCCCGGCAGACCCAGCAGCCAUGGCUACGUCCGCUCGCCGUCCCCGUCGGUCCGGAGCCAGGAGAACAUCAUGCAGCAGCGGCCGAGCAUUUUCCAAGGGUCCAACGGGACGAGUGUGAUCACUCCGCUAGACCCCGCCGCCCAGUUGCGCAUCAUGCAGCUCCCUUCCAACGCCCCCUCCAUCGCCCAAGGGUUGCCGGCAUCGCGCUACAACACGGCCGCCGACGCCCUGGCCGCUCUGGUGGACGCGGCCGCCUCCGCCCCUCAGAUGGAAGUCGCCAAGUCGAAGGAGGGUAAGCACGACGGGAGCCGGAUCGAGGAGAACCCGGGCCGCAGGGUGAGCGAGCAGCAGCAGCAGAUGGAGCAGAAGGCGGCAGAGGCGGAGAAGCGGGGCCUGUCGGGCUAUUCCUCCUCCUCUUCGUCAGGGUACUCGAGCGGCAAGUCCCAGGGCCAGUCGUCGGUCUACUCGGAGGCCGGGAAGGACAAAGGCCCGCCAUCCAUCUCCAAGUACGAAGAGGAGCUGCGGACCCGCGGCAAGACCACCAUCACGGCGGCCAACUUCAUCGACGUCAUCAUCACGCGGCAGAUCGCCUCCGACAAGGACGCCCGCGACCGCGGCUCCCAGAGCUCGGAUUCCUCCAGCAGCUUGUCUUCCUCCCACCGCUACGAGGCGCCCAGAGACGCCAUCGAGGUGAUCAGCCCCGCCGGCUCGCCUGCCCCUCCCCAGGAGAAGAUGCCCGCUUAUCAACAGGAGGCCCCCAAGAUGAGCCAAGGAGAAAGAGACUGCAGCCGUCAGUACGAGGGCCCGAUCCACCCUUACAGGCCCCAGCAAGACUCCCCUUCACCCCAACAGCCACAGCAACAGCAGCCCCCACCCCCGCCGCCUCCCUCGCAGGGGGAAGGGAUGGGUCCCGUGCCCCGAACUCACCGCCUGAUUACCCUCGCCGACCACAUCUGUCAAAUCAUCACUCAGGAUUUUGCCCGCAAUCAAGCGUCUUCGCAGGCCUCCCUCCAGACCCCCGCCAGCACAUUCCAGAACUCAGCUCCGACUUCCAUCGCGGCGACAAACCGGGUGAAGCCUUCCAGUCGCUACAGCCCCGACGUGCAGUCCGCCCCCCACCAGCGCCCGGGGUCCCGCGUGUCUCCCGAAAACCUCUCCGAGAAAAGCAGGGGAAGGCUUGGGAAGUCCCCCGAGAGAAGCCACGUCUCCUCCGAGUCGUACGAGCCGAUCUCUCCGCCCCAGGCCAUGGCCACGCACGAGAAGCAAGACAGCCUCUUGUUACUCUCCCAAAGAUCUGAGCCUUCGGAGCAGAGGACGGACUCCCGUUCUCCGGGGAGCAUGAGCUACCUGCCUUCCUUCUUCACCAAGCUUGAGAACACCUCGCCCAUGGUGAAGUCCAAGAAGCAGGAGAUAUUUCGUAAGUUGAACUCCUGUGGUGGAGGCGACUCAGACAUGGCUGCUGCUCAGCCAGGGACAGAAAUCUUUAACUUGCCAGCGGUCACUACUUCAGGUCCGGUCAGUGCGAGGGGUCAUUCUUUCGCAGACCCUGCCAGCAACCUGGGUCUAGAAGACAUCAUCCGCAAAGCGCUGAUGGGUAACUUUGACGACAAAGGGGAGGACCACGGCCUGGUCAUGGGCCAGCCCAUGGGGCUGGUGCCUGGCGGCCCCAAUUCUGCACUGCCGACGAACAGCGAAACCCGGAGGGAAGAGGCGAACCCGUCGCCCAAUCCGGGUGGGGGCAUCGGCAAGCAGAAGCUGAUGGGGAAAUCCAGCAGCCGGAAGUCCAAGUCUCCCAUCCCUGGGCAAGGUUAUUUGGGGACGGAGCGCCCCUCGUCGGUCUCGUCGGUGCAUUCGGAAGGAGACUACCACAGGCAGACGCCGGUGUGGUGGGAAGAGCGGCCGUCCUCGACAGGCUCCACGCAGUUCCCGUACAACCCUUUGACCAUGCGUAUGCUGAGCAGCACCCCUCCCGCCUCAAUGGCCUGCGCCCCGCCGUCCGCCAGCCAGGCCGCAGCUCACCAGCCCAGCCGGAUAUGGGAGCGCGAACCGGCCCCACUCCUCUCCGCGCAAUACGAGACUCUUUCGGACAGUGAUGACUGAACCCAAAUCGGGGUGUGUGUUGGGGGGGUUGGAAGUCUGCUGUGAUUUCCGGCCGGCGGUUCGCUCCUUUUAAACACCCCCCAAGACUUGAAGAGAGAAGGGGCCCUUGAGAUGAAGAAUGAAUAUUUUUUUUUUGCCAGGGGUGGGUGGGUUUGGAGCAAAUCCAGUCAAAAGGCUCUUUCCGACGCGGGCGGCAAGGACGUGCGCCCCGAAGAUAAAUAUGUAAAGAGUUUGUUUUUUUUAAGCAAGAGAGGAAUGGCAUCUUUAUUUGUAAAGAGAAGCAUCGCAUUACGUCUCC